AGGUGGACAGGGUUUGACGGUAAAAAUGUGUGGAAGGACUGCGUGUACACUGGCUCCUGACGAGGUGAGCCGGGCCUGCUUGUACAGAAACCGGGGCGGGCAGCGGAGACAACCCGGUUGGAGGGACGGAGAUGCGGAUAAAUACCGACCCUCGUACAACAAGAGUCCCCAGUCCAUGAGUCCCGUGCUGCUGUCACACAGACAUUUUGACAAGAAUGCUCCUGCAGAUGAGUGUGUGUUAGCCGCCAUGCGUUGGGGCCUGGUACCUUCCUGGUUUAAAGAGGACGACCCGAGCAAGAUGCAGUACAGCACCAACAACUGCCGCAGUGAGAACAUCCUGCAGAAGAAGUCCUACAAGGAUCCCCUGUUGAAAGGACAGCGCUGUGUCAUCCUCGCUGACGGCUUCUACGAAUGGAAGCGGCAGGAGAAAACCAAGCAGCCCUUCUUCAUCUACUUCCCUCAGACUCAGAGGUCCGGUCAGGAGGAGGAGAAAGAUGACAACCUUGUCAACGCGUCCGGUUCGAAUGCAGAGGCAGAAGAGUGGACAGGGUGGAGGCUGCUUACCAUGGCGGGACUUUUUGACUGCUGGACACCUCCAGCUGGCGGGGAGCCGCUCUACACGUACAGCGUCAUCACUGUCAACGCGUCGCCAAACCUGCAGAGCAUCCAUGAUAGGAUGCCGGCCAUCUUGGCGGGAGAGGAGGAAGUGAGGAGAUGGCUGGACUUCGGGGAGGUGAAGUCUCUAGAAGCCCUGAAACUGCUCCAGUCUGAAAAUAUCUUGACCUUUCAUCCCGUUUCAUCGCUCGUCAAUAACUCUCGGAACAACUCACCCGAGUGCCUCCAACCCGUGGACCUCAACCAGAAAAAGCAGGAGCCCAAGCCGACAGCCAGCAGCAAGAUGAUGAAGAACUGGCUGGCAGGUGGAUCUUCAAAGAGGAAGGACUCGGACGCUGGUGGCAGUGAGGAAGAUGGAGGAAAGGAGACACAGGCGGGAGCACUUCAGCAGUGGCUGCUGGGGGCUAACAAGAAAGCAAAAACACAGUAGAGCACGACUGCUUC
Nerophis lumbriciformis (worm pipefish) is the source of this 1059-nucleotide messenger RNA. The record is from RefSeq and is a predicted model, not a curated record. Lineage: Eukaryota; Metazoa; Chordata; Actinopteri; Syngnathiformes; Syngnathidae.